Truncatella angustata is the source of this 552-nucleotide messenger RNA. Its product is annotated as protein MSF1. The record is from RefSeq and is a predicted model, not a curated record. Gene Ontology annotation, molecular function: phosphatidic acid transfer activity. Gene Ontology annotation, biological process: phospholipid transport. The transcript has a single exon. NCBI's taxonomy places the organism in Eukaryota, Fungi, Ascomycota, Sordariomycetes, Amphisphaeriales, Sporocadaceae. Gene Ontology annotation, cellular component: mitochondrial intermembrane space. Bases 1 to 552 code for a protein of 183 amino acids.
AUGAAGGUCUUUUCCAACUCUGUGACUUUCAACUACUCGUGGGAGGAGGUUUCCAUCGCCAACUGGCAAAAAUACGGUCCUUGGAACGACAAGUCGGCACAUGUCAUCGCGGUCGACACCAUCAGCCGCGAUGUCGACCCCGCGACCGGCAUCCUUCGCACUGAGCGACUGAUCACCUGCAAGCAAGCCGCCCCCGAGUGGCUCAAGUCCAUCUUUGGCGGCAUGGACACAAGCCAGGUCUUCGAGACAAGCUACGUCAACCCCGCCGAGAAGACCGUCACCAUGGUCUCCCAGAACAUCACCCUGUCCAACAUGAUCAACGUCCAAGAAACCGUCGUCUACAAGCCUCUCAACGCCCACCAGACACAGUUCACACAAGACGCGAGGAUUACCGCUCUCUGCGGAGGAUGGCAACGCAUCAAGAACAGCAUCGAGGACACCCUCGUCACACGCUUCAGGGAGAACGCCGCCAAGGGCAAGGAGGGAUUCGAGGCCGUCUUGGCCAUGAGCCGGAUGGCAUUUGCCGAAGAGCGGGCAAAGCAGUUCGCAUAG